Molecule: messenger RNA, 3304 nt
Organism: Spinacia oleracea (spinach)
Lineage: Eukaryota; Viridiplantae; Streptophyta; Magnoliopsida; Caryophyllales; Amaranthaceae
Product: rho GTPase-activating protein 7
Exons: 22
Coding region: 300-2897 (865 amino acids)
Biological process (GO): signal transduction
Source: RefSeq, a predicted model, not a curated record
AGUUGGGUGCUUUUUGUUUUGGCGUCCUCUUCACCACCACCACCACCAUCAUCUCCUUUUCUCUUACAAUUUUCUCUCUCCUCCAUACUUUCUGAAAAAAAAAACCCUAAAUUCUUUUUCACCCCAUUUCAAUUUCCUCUCUCCUCCCUUCCCCGGUUUCCGAUCUCUCCGAUUCUUCGCCGAUUUAUGCUGGGUCGACUCAAUGGGUGACCCGGCCGAUUCACUGGCACGGUAAAAGUAGUGUUGAGUGUUGCUGUUCUUCGUAGUUGAGUGAAUUAGAAGCUUCUAGAUGUGCGGAAAUGGCGGCUUCUCUUACUGCAUUUGAACGUCCUAGACUCGGUCCUUCUAAUACGGUCUUUAAGAGUGGACCACUUUUCAUCUCGUCCAAAGGAUUGGGUUGGAAAUCUUGGAAAAAGCGUUGGUUUAUUCUGACGCGCACAUCUUUAGUUUUCUUUAAAAAUGACCCUAGUGCUCUUCCUCAAAGAGGUGGAGAAGUAAAUUUGACACUGGGUGGCAUUGAUUUAAACAAUUCAGGAAGUGUUGUUGUACGAGAGGACAAAAAGUUGCUGACAGUGCUUUUCCCUGAUGGGCGUGAUGGUCGGGCAUUCACGCUUAAGGCUGAGACAUCCGAAGAUUUAUAUGAAUGGAAGACAGCCCUGGAGCAAGCUCUAGCACAGGCACCAAGCGCUGCCCUUGUGAUGGGUCAUAAUGGCAUAUUCCGAAAUGACACAAGUGAUGCCACUGAUGGAUCUUUUAAUCAAUGGAGGGAUAAGCGUCCUGUUAAGUCAUUGGUUGUUGGACGACCAAUCUUGCUUGCUUUGGAGGAUAUAGAUGGCGGACCUUCUUUUUUGGAGAAAGCUCUCAGAUUUCUUGAAACUUAUGGGACUAAAGUGGAAGGAAUUUUGCGACAGUCAGCAGAUGUUGAAGAGGUGGAGCGCAGAGUCCAAGAUUACGAACAAGGCAAUAACGAAUUUGAUCCCAACGAGGAUGCUCAUGUUGUCGGUGACUGUGUGAAGCAUGUCCUUCGUGAGCUUCCUUCUUCUCCUGUUCCAGCAUCUUGCUGCACUGCUUUGCUUGAGGCUUACAAAAUCGAUCGUAAGGAAGCACGGGCGAAUGCUAUGCGAUCAGCAAUUCUGGAGACGUUUCCUGAACCUAAUAGGCGAUUGUUGCAAAGAAUUUUGAAAAUGAUGCACACAGUUGCUUCUCAUUCUUCUGAUAAUCGAAUGACUCCAUCUGCUGUUGCUGCUUGCAUGGCCCCUUUACUUCUACGUCCUCUUCUAGCAGGCGAGUGUGAGCUGGAUGACGACUUUGAUAUGAAUGGUGAUAAUUCAGCCCAGCUUCUGGCCGCUGCAAAUGCUGCCAAUAAUGCUCAGGCGAUUAUUGCAACUCUUCUGGAGGAAUAUGAGAAUGUCUUUGAUGAUGAUAGUUUACAGAGAUGCUCUAUUUCAGCUGACUCUCGGAUUGAAAAUAGUGGGAGUGAUGAUUCCACAGAUGAUGAAAAUCUGGAGGUUAAAGGAAAUGGGUAUCAUAAUGCUGAGAAUGAAGCAGACCAAGAAACCGAUGAUGACCAAGAACGUGUGUUGAGUGGUAAACUGAGUGAAAGCAGUGGCUAUGGUGGCAGUGACCUUUAUGACUAUAAGGUUCAGGCUUUUGGAGGUGAUGAUUCUGAUGGAUCGCCCAGAUCCAAUAAUGCGUCUUCUGUCAACUCUAAACCUUGCACAGAUACUCAAACGUUAAGGGAUUGUAACGGCGAGUUAAGUGAACACAAUAAACCAGUAAAGGUGACUGAAAGCUCGACAAAUGUGGAUAGUCCUAAGCUACUUACUGGGGAAUCUUAUCGUUCAAUGGGGGAGAUAUUGUCAUCGAUGGAUCCAGGACCUCCGCUACCCAUUACAGGUCCCGAAUUGAGUGCUGAAAAACCAACUAGUAAACUCGUAGUUUCUGGUGUGAAGCGGUCAAAUUUUUGGAGCAGAGGCGCUGUCCGUAAAACGCCGUCUAUGGAGUCAGUUGAUUCUUCAGGAGAGGAAGAACUUGCCAUACAGAGGCUUGAAAUUACAAAGAAUGACUUGCGACACCGAAUUGCCAAAGAGGCAAGGGGAAAUGCGAUAUUGCAAGCUAGUUUGGAGAGAAGGAAACAAGCUCUGCAUGAGCGACGUUUAGUGCUUGAACAAGAUGUUCAAAGAUUGCAAGAACAGCUACAAGCUGAAAGAGAUCUUAGAGCUGCAUUGGAGGUUGGUUUAAGCAUGUCCUCUGGACAACUACCGAGUUCACGUGGUAUGGAUUCCAAGACAAGGGCCGAGCUUGAGGAGAUUGCUCUUGCCGAGGCAGAUGUAGCUCGAUUAAAGCAAAAGGUGGCCGAAUUGCACCACCAACUCAAUCAGCAACGGCAGCAUCAGUUUGGUUCGCUAUCUGAUGCAUGUGACAGGAGAUUCCUUCAGCAAGAUUUUGAUAGUACCCUUGCCUUCUGUAAUCAUGAAAGGAAACAACGAAGUGAGGAGGGUUCGCUGCUGCCGGAGUGGGGUCACGUCAAGGGACAGGGACAGGGACAAAUGUCCGCUACUGGAAGCAGCAGCCGGCAGCCUCGCAAGCAGUUUCUAGAGGCAAGUAGCUUGAGUGAUUCAAAAAGUACCGAACAAUCCGCCAACAUGUCCUUUGAUGAAUUUGGUGGUGUUGAUUCUGCUUCUAUUCCAUCCACUUCGAGGGUACCAGAGGUAUUGGAUUUCCCCCGACACCCGUCAGCAGCAUCAUCUACAUUAGUAGAGUUAACAACCCGACUCGACUUUUUCAAGGAACGAAGAUCUCAACUGAUGGAACAACUUCACAACCUCGAUUUGAACUACGGGGUAGCAACCUCUCAAGACUAUUUGUACAGACCAUCUUCCCCGUCAUGGAGCUGACCGUGUCUCCACAUUGCUCAACCCAGAAAAAUAUCAAAGAGAUAAGCCUGAAUAAGUCUGGUGUUCAUUAUUUUGUACAUCCUUUUUACUGAUUGCAUAUAGUUUCUCCUGUAAUUUUUUUUCUUUUUCUGAGUGAUUUCUGCUUUUGACCUUUCUUUUUUAAAAUUUAGAGAGUUUUGUGUUAAUUUUUUAGUGUAUUUUGGUCGUGAAAUCGUGGAUUUGGACAUUUUUCUCUUUCAUUUUUCCGGUUUUUAACCUUUUCUUUAAGGUUACCAUGUAGAAUGGUAGCUUGUAUUGUAUGUGUAUAUCAUUGUUUUGUAUCAAAGUAUAAAAAAAAAGAACGAAGAAAAUAGAACUUGAACGAUGUAUUUAGUAUUUUAAUAAGUAGAAUGGUUAUCUUCUUAUAA